Messenger RNA from Otolemur garnettii (small-eared galago), 14592 nucleotides. RefSeq names its product WD repeat and FYVE domain containing 3 (gene WDFY3). NCBI's taxonomy places the organism in Eukaryota, Metazoa, Chordata, Mammalia, Primates, Galagidae. The transcript is spliced from 66 exons. Gene Ontology annotation, molecular function: protein binding; metal ion binding. The record is from RefSeq and is a predicted model, not a curated record. The coding region runs from base 833 to 11359 and encodes 3508 amino acids.
GACGUCGGCCUGCACACCCACGUGUUGGCCUCUGUGCUCUCUUUUCCCUCUGCUUUCCUGAAACCCCUGGGUGAGCCUCCCCAAAAUCCCUCAGCAUGUUUCCUGCCAGCCUUAUCCUUCCACUAAUCUCAAUGUUCAAGAAAUGCCAAAUACUUAAGAAAUUCAGGCAUUCAUUCACCAUAACCAAAUGUGAUAAUAAAGAAAUACAGUGGCGAAGAAAUGUAGAACUAAAUCCUCAUCUAGGUAGGGUUUAUUGUACAAGUGGUUCAUUCCUACUACUGGUUUUCCCCUCCCCCUUUGGUUGGAAUUUUUUGAGGUUAAUUUAUUAUUGGGCCUCCAAGUCUUUAAUGAGUAUAACAUUGAUUGGCCUAGAAUAUCACUUUUGGGAACAAAGUCUAGCACCAGAAAUAAAGUCAGUAUUUCUUAGUGUGGUUUAUUUUAAUUGUUUGAACGAGAAAUUACUAGUUGGUUCAGUUAUCUGCGCUGAUGCAGGGAUUUGGGUGUUGGAGCAGUAUCACAGCACAGACCUUCCAACCCUCAGACAUACAGGUGUCAUUGUUCUGUUACCAUUGACACUGAGUCCCUUUGUUCUUAGAUCCGACCAACCCUCCGGUCCCUGCUUAUUUUGAGUCUGCAAGAGAAGUACAUUGAACUAUCCUAAGUACUGUAUCCGCAGAAUAUGUAAGGCUUAAGGCAACACAUUUAAGGUAUAAUACUUCUGCACAUCUGCUUCAGGAAGGAAGUGCCUGCCAUUCUUACUGUUUCCACGCAGGUUCAUGCCAGCCCAGAACAGAGAGUCAGAUUUAGAAGUAUUUCCCAACAACCAGCCAAGAUGAACAUGGUGAAGAGGAUCAUGGGGCGGCCUAGGCAGGAGGAGUGCAGCCCACAAGACAACGCCUUAGGACUGAUGCACCUGCGCAGGCUCUUCACGGAGCUGUGCCACCCUCCCCGGCACAUGACUCAGAAGGAGCAGGAAGAGAAACUGUACAUGAUGCUGCCAGUGUUCAACAGGGUUUUUGGAAACGCUCCGCCAAAUACAAUGACAGAAAAAUUCUCUGAUCUUCUGCAGUUCACAACACAAGUCUCACGACUAAUGGUGACAGAAAUUAGAAGAAGAGCAUCGAACAAAUCCACAGAGGCUGCAAGUCGGGCCAUAGUCCAAUUCCUGGAGAUCAAUCAGAGUGAAGAAGCCAGUAGAGGCUGGAUGCUUCUGACAACAAUUAAUUUGUUAGCAUCCUCUGGUCAGAAAACCGUGGACUGCAUGACAACGAUGUCAGUGCCUUCCACCCUGGUUAAAUGUUUAUAUCUGUUUUUUGACCUUCCACAUGUGCCUGAGGCAGUUGGAGGUGCACAGAACGAGCUACCUCUAGCAGAACGUCGAGGACUACUCCAGAAAGUUUUUGUACAGAUCUUAGUGAAACUGUGCAGUUUUGUUUCUCCGGCAGAGGAACUGGCUCAAAAAGAUGAUCUCCAGCUUCUAUUCAGUGCAAUAACUUCUUGGUGCCCUCCCUAUAACCUGCCUUGGAGAAAGAGUGCUGGAGAAGUCCUUAUGACCAUCUCCCGUCAUGGUCUUAGUGUCAAUGUAGUGAAGUAUAUUCAUGAGAAAGAAUGUUUAUCUACGUGUGUUCAGAAUAUGCAGCAAUCAGAUGACCUGUCUCCCCUAGAAAUUGUUGAAAUGUUUGCUGGGCUGUCUUGUUUCCUCAAAGAUUCCAGUGAUGUUUCGCAAACACUUCUGGAUGAUUUUCGGAUAUGGCAAGGAUAUAAUUUUCUUUGUGAUCUCUUGCUUAGGUUGGAACAAGCAAAAGAGGCUGAAUCGAAAGAUGCCUUGAAAGAUCUGGUUAAUCUGAUAACUUCUCUAACAACAUAUGGUGUCAAUGAACUAAAGCCAGCCGGGAUUACCACAGGGGCACCCUUUCUAUUGCCUGGAUUCGCGGUACCUCAACCUGCAGGCAAAGGUCACAGUGUGAGAAACAUCCAGGCCUUUGCAGUUCUUCAGAAUGCAUUUUUAAAAGCAAAAACCAGCUUCCUUGCCCAAAUCAUCCUCGAUGCCAUUACAAAUAUUUAUAUGGCUGACAAUGCCAAUUAUUUCAUACUAGAGUCACAGCACACACUGUCACAGUUUGCAGAGAAGAUUUCUAAACUCCCAGAAGUACAAAACAAAUACUUCGAGAUGUUGGAGUUUGUGGUUUUUAGCUUAAAUUAUAUCCCCUGUAAAGAACUUAUUAGUGUUAGUAUCCUCCUGAAGUCUAGCUCUUCUUACUACUGUAGCAUUAUUGCCAUGAAAACACUUCUUAAGUUUACAAGACAUGACUGCAUAUUUAAAGAUGUGUUCAGGGAGGUGGGACUUCUGGAGGUCAUGGUCAACCUUUUACAUAAAUAUGCUGCCCUCUUGAAGGAUCCCACUCAGGCACUCAAUGAACAAGGGGACUCACGAAAUAAUAGUUCAAUGGAAGACCAAAAACAUCUGGCUUUGUUGGUUAUGGAGACCUUGACAGUGCUUCUUCAAGGAUCAAACACAAAUGCAGGAAUUUUUCGCGAAUUUGGAGGUGCAAGAUGUGUACAUAAUAUAGUAAAGUACCCUCAGUGCCGGCAGCACGCCCUGAUGACGAUCCAGCAGUUGGUGCUCUCUCCGAAUGGGGACGAUGACAUGGGCACUCUCCUGGGGCUAAUGCACUCAGCCCCACCAACAGAAUUGCAGCUGAAGACUGACAUUUUAAGGGCCCUCCUGUCAGUCCUUCGAGAAAGCCAUCGCUCAAGAACAGUUUUCAGGAAAGUUGGAGGAUUUGUGUACAUUACCUCCUUGCUUGUUGCCAUGGAAAGAUCUCUGAGCUCUCCCCCCAAGAACGGCUGGGAGAAAGUGAACCAGAACCAAGUGUUUGAGCUCCUCCACACUGUGUUCUGCACACUGACUGCAGCAAUGCGCUAUGAGCCGGCCAACUCUCACUUCUUCAAAACAGAGAUUCAGUAUGAGAAGUUGGCAGAUGCCGUUCGAUUUCUUGGCUGCUUCUCAGACCUAAGAAAAAUAAGCGCCAUGAAUGUCUUCCCCUCAAACACACAACCAUUUCAAAGACUUUUAGAGGAAGACGUGAUCUCAAUGGACUCGGUGUCACCCACUUUACGGCACUGCAGCAAACUCUUUAUUUAUCUUUACAAAGUAGCCACAGACUCUUUUGACAGUCGUGCAGAACAGAUCCCUCCUUGCCUGACAAGUGAGUCUUCUCUCCCCUCUCCUUGGGGUACACCAGCUUUGUCCAGGAAAAGACAUGCAUACCAUUCUGUUUCAACUCCCCCUGUUUACCCUGCUAAAAAUGUCGCUGACUUGAAACUCCAUGUGACGACUUCAUCUCUUCAGAGUUCUGAUGCAGUCAUCAUCCAUCCUGGGGCCAUGCUUGCUAUGCUGGACCUCCUGGCCUCAGUUGGGUCAGUGACACAGCCAGAACAUGCUCUGGACCUUCAACUUGCCGUGGCAAAUAUUUUACAAUCCCUGGUGCACACAGAGAGGAGCCAGCAGGUCAUGUGUGAAGCCGGCCUUCACGCGCGACUGCUGCAGCGGUGCAGUGCGGCGCUGGCUGACGAGGACCACGUCCUGCACCCACCCCUCCAGCGGACGUUCGAGCGCUUGGCCUCUCAGGCCCUGGAGCCCAUGGUGCUGAGGGAGUUUCUGCGUUUGGCAAGUCCUUUAAAUUGUGGUGCCUGGGACAAAAAGCUACUAAAACAAUAUAGGGUCCACAAACCGAGUUCAUUGAGUUAUGAGCCAGAGAUGAGAAGCAGUAUGAUCACGUCUCUUGAAGGUCUGGGGACUGAUAAUGUUUUUAGCUUACAUGAAGAUAAUCACUACCGGAUAAGCAAGAGCCUUGUAAAGUCUGCUGAAGGAAGUACUGUACCCCUGACCAGGGUGAAGUGUCUUGUCUCCAUGACAACCCCACAUGACAUCAGACUGCAUGGGUCAUCAGUUACUCCAGCUUUUGUUGAAUUUGACACAUCCCUAGAAGGGUUUGGCUGCCUGUUUCUGCCCAGCUUGGCCCCUCAUAAUGCUCCCACAAAUAAUGCUGCCACCACGGGUCUUACUGAUGGUGCUGUGGUCAGCGGCAUUGGUUCUGGUGAAAGAUUCUUCCCACCUCCGUCUGGCUUAAGCUACUCCAGCUGGUUUUGUAUUGAACAUUUUAGUUCUCCUCCCAAUAACCACCCUGUCAGACUCCUUACCAUUGUGCGCCGAGCAAAUUCUUCUGAGCAGCAUUAUGUGUGCCUUGCCGUAGUCUUGUCUGCAAAAGACCGAUCUCUGAUUGUUUCCACGAAAGAGGAACUACUCCAAAAUUAUGUUGAUGAUUUUAGUGAAGAGUCCUCGUUCUAUGAGAUUCUCCCAUGCUGUGCUCGCUUUCGAUGUGGAGACCUCAUAGUUGAGGGACAGUGGCAUCAUCUGGUUCUGGUGAUGAGCAAAGGCAUGUUGAAAAACAGCACUGCAGCCCUGUAUAUUGAUGGACAGCUUGUUAACACUGUCAAGCUUCAUUAUGUUCACAGCACUUCUGGAGGUUCAAGCUCUGCAAAUCCCCCAGUGGUGAGCACAGUCUACGCCUACGUUGGUACUCCACCUGCCCAGCGCCAAAUUGCUUCAUUAGUUUGGCGCCUGGGACCCACUCACUUUCUGGAAGAAGUUUUGCCUCCUUCAAAUGUUACCACCAUUUUUGAACUCGGACCAAAUUAUGUUGGAAGUUUUCAGGCUGUGUGUAUGCCAUGGAGGAGGAAAAAUGUGUCGCCAGUGAUGUGUUUGGUUUCUUUCCCAGUUGAAGCCUGGAGACUGUUCUUCUUUAGUUACAUUAUUUCCUUUCUUGUUCUUCAGUUAGGCAUUUCCUCCCAUGAGAAUGCCACUCCUGUGAAGUUGAUACACAACUCCGCAGGACACCUUAACGGGCCUGCCCGGACAGUCGGGGCUGCCCUCAUCGGAUACUUGGGAGUAAGAACAUUUGUCCCUAAGCCUGUUGCCACUACUUUGCAGUACAUCGGUGGGGCUGCAGCCAUCCUGGGCCUGGUGGCCAUGGCCUCUGAUGUGGAAGGGUUAUAUGCAGCCGUCAAGGCCCUGGUCUGUGUGGUCAAGAGUAACCCCCUAGCCAGCAAAGAAAUGGAAAGAAUUAAGGGCUACCAGUUGCUGGCAAUGCUGCUUAAGAAGAAACGUUCCCUUCUUAACAGCCACAUCCUCCAUCUAACUUUUUCUUUAGUGGGAACUGUUGAUAGUGGACAUGAGACCUCCAUUAUUCCAAAUUCAACUGCUUUUCAGGAUCUUCUUUGUGAUUUUGAAGUCUGGCUCCAUGCACCAUAUGAACUUCAUCUUUCCUUAUUUGAACACUUUAUUGAACUGCUCACAGAGUCCAGUGAAGCUUCAAAGAAUGCCAAACUAAUGAGGGAAUUCCAGUUAAUCCCAAAGCUGCUACUGACUCUUCGAGACAUGUCUUUAUCCCAGCCUACUAUUGCUGCUAUUAGUAACGUGCUCAGCUUCUUACUCCAAGGCUUUCCCAACAGCAAUGAUCUUCUCAGGUUUGGACAGUUCAUUUCUUCUACUUUGCCAACCUUUGCAGUUUGUGAGAAAUUUGUAGUUAUGGAAAUAAAUAAUGAAGAGAAGCUUGACACUGGCCCUGAAGAGGAGUUUGGAGGUCUUGUAUCUGCUAAUCUCAUACUUUUGAGAAAUAGACUUCUAGAUAUCUUGCUAAAACUAAUUUAUACAUCUAAAGAAAAGACAAGCAUUAAUUUACAAGCUUGUGAAGAACUCGUCAAGGUCCUGGGUUUUGACUGGAUCGUGAUGUUUAUGGAGGAGCACUUGCACUCCACCACCGUCACGGCAGCCCUGAGGAUUCUUGUUGUCCUGCUGAGUAACCAGUCUAUUCUCAUCAAGUUCAAAGAAGGACUCAGUGGUGGAGGAUGGCUUGAACAGACAGAUUCUGUCUUAACUAAUAAGAUUGGAACUGUAUUAGGAUUCAAUGUGGGCAGGAGUGCUGGUGGGAGAUCGACCAUUAGGGAGAUUAACCGGGAUGCUUGUCAUUUUCCUGGUUUUCCAGUCCUCCAGUCAUUCCUUCCCAAACACACUAAUGUCCCUGCCCUCUAUUUUCUCCUCAUGGCCUUGUUUCUGCAGCAGCCCGUUAGUGAGCUGCCUGGGAACCUGCAGGUCAGUGUGCCUGUCAGCAGCUGCCGAUGUAAGCAGGGUUGCCAGUUUGAUUUGGACUCUAUUUGGACAUUUAUCUUUGGAGUUCCUGCCUCCAGUGGGACUGUGGUCUCUUCCAUCCACAAUGUGUGCACAGAGGCUGCCUUUUUAUUACUGGGGAUGCUCCGCAGCAUGCUCAACUCACCUUGGCAGUCAGAAGAAGAGGGCUCGUGGCUGCGAGAAUACCCCGUGACCCUGAUGCAGUUCUUCAGAUACUUGUACCACAACGUGCCGGACCUGGCCUCCAUGUGGAUGAGCCCCGACUUCCUGUGUGCGCUGGCGGCCACUGUCUUCCCCUUCAACAUCCGCCCUUACUCAGAGAUGGUGACUGAUCUCGAUGAUGAGGUUGGAUCUCCAGCAGAAGAGUUUAAAGCAUUUGCAGCCGACACUGGGAUGAACCGGAGCCAAUCCGAGUACUGCAAUGUGGGCACCAAGACAUAUCUGACCAAUCACCCAGCUAAAAAGUUUGUUUUUGACUUCAUGCGCGUCUUAAUAAUAGACAACCUCUGUCUCACCCCUGCCAGCAAGCAGACUCCUCUGAUUGAUCUUUUGUUGGAGGCUUCCCCUGAAAGAUCUACAAGAACUCAGCAGAAAGAAUUUCAGACUCACAUUUUGGAUAGUGUGAUGGACCAUUUGCUUGCAGCUGAUGUGUUAUUGGGGGAAGAUGCGUCUCUGCCUAUUACCAGUGGAGGAAGCUACCAGGUAUUGGUGAACAAUGUGUUUUAUUUCACGCAACGUGUGGUGGACAAGCUUUGGCAAGGCAUGUUCAACAAAGAAUCUAAACUUCUCAUAGAUUUUAUAAUUCAACUAAUUGCACAGUCAAAGAGAAGAUCCCAGGGAUUGUCUCUGGAUGCAGUUUAUCACUGCCUCAAUAGAACCAUCCUUUACCAGUUCUCACGGGCACACAAGACUGUUCCUCAGCAAGUAGCUCUCCUGGAUUCACUCAGGGUCCUCACUGUGAACAGGAACUUGAUCCUGGGGCCUGGGAACCACGACCAAGAAUUCAUUAGCUGUCUGGCUCACUGCUUGAUUAAUCUGCAUGCCGGAAGCAAUGUGGACGGAUUUGGAUUGGAAGCGGAAGCCCGCAUGACCACGUGGCACAUUAUGAUCCCCUCCGAUAUUGAACCAGAUGGUAGUUACAGCCAAGAUAUCAGUGAAGGGCGUCAGCUUCUCAUAAAAGCUGUCAAUAGAGUUUGGACUGAACUGAUACACAGCAAGAAGCAAGUUUUGGAGGAGGUUUUCAAAGUGACUCUGCCUGUGAACGAGAGGGGACAUGUAGACAUAGCUGUAGCGAGGCCACUCAUUGAAGAGGCUGGGAUGAAGUGCUGGCAGAAUCAUCUGGCUCAUGAAAAGAAAUGCAUCAGUCGAGGAGAGGCUUUGGUGCCCACCACACAGUCUAAAUUGUCCCGUGUCAGCAGUGGCUUUGGUCUUUCCAAGUUAACAGGAUCGAGAAGGAAUCGAAAGGAAAGCGGGCUCAAUAAACACAGUCUUUCCACGCAGGAGAUUUCUCAGUGGAUGUUUACACAUAUCGCUGUCGUUCGCGACUUGGUAGAUACACAGUACAAGGAAUAUCAGGAGCGCCAGCAGAAUGCCCUCAAGUACGUGACGGAGGAGUGGUGCCAGAUCGAGUGCGAGCUGCUGCGGGAGCGGGGGCUGUGGGGCCCUCCCAUUGGCUCCCAUCUAGACAAGUGGAUGCUGGAGAUGACCGAAGGGCCCUGCAGGAUGAGGAAGAAGAUGGUGCGAAAUGAUAUGUUUUAUAACCAUUACCCCUACGUGCCAGAAACAGAGCAAGAGACAAAUGUGGCGUCUGAGAUCCCAAGUAAACAGCCCGAGACACCUGAUGAUAUCAUUCCUCAAAAGAAACCUGCUCGAUACAGAAGAGCCGUAAGUUAUGACAGUAAAGAAUACUACAUGCGACUAGCCUCUGGCAAUCCAGCCAUUGUCCAGGACGCCAUUGUGGAGAGCUCAGAAGGGGAAGCCGCCCAGCAGGAGCCAGAGCAUGGGGAAGACACCAUCGCCAAAGUCAGAGGUCUGGUCAAGCCUCCUCUGAAACGCUCUCGUUCUGCACCUGAUGGGGGAGAUGAGGAGAACCAGGAACAGCUGCAAGACCAGAUUGCUGAGGGCAGCUCCAUAGAAGAAGAGGAGAAGACAGACAACACCACCUUGCUGCGCCUGCUGGAGGAAGGAGAAAAGAUCCAGCACAUGUACCGCUGUGCUCGAGUCCAGGGCCUGGACACCAGUGAAGGGCUGCUGCUUUUUGGUAAAGAACAUUUUUAUGUGAUUGAUGGAUUUACCAUGACAGCAACCAGGGAAAUAAGAGAUAUUGAAACCUUACCUCCAAAUAUGCAUGAGCCAAUAAUCCCCAGAGGAGCCAGGCAAGGCCCUAGUCAGCUCAAGAGAACAUGCAGCAUUUUCGCAUAUGAAGACAUCAAAGAAGUGCAUAAAAGGAGAUACCUCCUGCAGCCUAUUGCUGUGGAAGUUUUCUCCGGAGAUGGACGGAAUUACCUUCUUGCUUUUCAGAAAGGAAUUAGAAACAAAGUCUAUCAAAGGUUUUUGGCUGUAGUGCCAUCUCUGACUGACAGUUCAGAAUCCGUAUCUGGGCAACGACCAAACACAAGUGUGGAGCAGGGAUCUGGAUUGCUUAGCACUUUAGUUGGAGAGAAGUCUGUGACGCAGAGAUGGGAGAGAGGUGAAAUCAGCAACUUCCAGUAUUUGAUGCACUUGAACACUCUGGCUGGCAGAUCAUACAAUGACCUCAUGCAGUAUCCUGUCUUCCCCUGGAUCCUUGCAGAUUACGACUCAGAGGAAGUAGAUCUCACUAACCCCAAGACUUUUAGAAACUUGGCAAAGCCGAUGGGAGCACAAACAGAUGAACGACUGGCUCAAUAUAAGAAGCGAUACAAAGACUGGGAGGAUCCUAACGGAGAAACUCCAGCUUACCACUAUGGGACCCACUAUUCAUCUGCAAUGAUUGUAGCCUCUUACCUUGUAAGGAUGGAGCCUUUCACACAGAUAUUCUUAAGGCUACAGGGUGGCCACUUUGACCUGGCUGACCGGAUGUUUCACAGUGUGCGUGAGGCCUGGUACUCAGCAUCAAAGCACAACAUGGCAGACGUAAAGGAGCUCAUCCCAGAAUUUUUUUACUUACCAGAAUUCCUCUUCAAUUCCAACAACUUUGAUCUAGGCUGUAAACAAAAUGGCACCAAGCUUGGUGACGUUAUCCUUCCACCCUGGGCAAAAGGGGACCCUCGAGAAUUCAUCAGAGUCCACCGUGAGGCUCUGGAGUGUGAUUACGUGAGCGCCCAUCUACAUGAGUGGAUCGACUUAAUCUUUGGCUAUAAACAGCAAGGCCCUGCCGCGGUGGAAGCUGUGAAUGUCUUCCAUCAUCUUUUCUAUGAGGGCCAAGUGGAUAUCUACAACAUAAAUGACCCCCUGAAGGAGACAGCCACCAUUGGGUUCAUUAAUAACUUCGGUCAGAUCCCUAAACAGUUAUUUAAAAAACCUCAUCCACCUAAGCGGGUGAGGAGUCGUCUCAACGGAGACAACGCAGGAAUCUCUGUCCUACCAGGAUCUACAAGUGACAAGAUCUUUUUUCAUCAUCUAGACAACUUGAGGCCUUCUCUAACACCUGUAAAAGAACUCAAAGAGCCUGUGGGACAAAUAGUAUGUACAGAUAAAGGUAUCCUUGCAGUAGAACAGAAUAAAGUUCUAAUCCCACCAACCUGGAACAAAACGUUUGCAUGGGGCUAUGCGGACCUCAGCUGCCGACUGGGAACCUAUGAGUCAGACAAGGCAGUGACUGUUUAUGAAUGUUUGUCUGAGUGGGGCCAGAUUCUCUGUGCCAUCUGCCCCAACCCCAAGCUGGUCAUAACUGGUGGAACAAGCACGGUUGUGUGCGUGUGGGAAAUGGGCACCUCGAAAGAAAAGGCUAAGACACUCACCCUCAAACAGGCCUUACUUGGCCACACUGAUACUGUCACCUGUGCCACAGCAUCAUUAGCCUAUCACAUAAUUGUCAGUGGGUCCCGGGAUCGAACCUGCAUCAUUUGGGAUCUGAACAAACUGUCAUUUCUAACCCAGCUCCGAGGCCAUCGAGCUCCGGUUUCUGCUCUUUGCAUCAAUGAGUUAACAGGGGACAUUGUGUCCUGUGCUGGCACCUAUAUCCACGUGUGGAGCAUUAACGGGAACCCCAUCAUGAGCGUGAACACAUUCACAGGGGGGAGCCAGCACAUCGUCUGCUGCUGUGUGUCCGAGAUGAACGAGUGGGACACACAGAAUGUCAUCGUGACAGGGCACUCAGAUGGAGUGGUUCGUUUUUGGAGAAUGGAAUUUUUGCAAGUUCCUGAAACACCAGCUCCUGAGCCUGUUGAAGUCCUAGAAAUGCAGGAAGACUGUCCAGAAGCACAAAUAGGGCAGGAAGCCCAAGACGAGGACAGCAGUGACUCAGAAGCUGAGGAGCCAAGCAUCAGCCAGGACCCAAAGGACGCUCCCAGCCAGCCCAGCAGCACCAGCCACAGGCCCCGGGCAGCUUCCUGCCGAGCAACUGCUGCCUGGUGCAAUGACAGUGGCUCCGACGACUCCAGGCGCUGGUCCGAUCAGCUCAGUCUGGAUGAGAAAGACGGCUUCAUAUUUGUGAACUAUUCAGAGGGCCAGACCAGAGCCCACCUGCAGGGUCCCCUUAACCACCCCCACCCCAAUCCCAUUGAAGUGAGGAAUUACAGCAGAUUGAAACCAGGCUACCGGUGGGAACGGCAGCUGGUGUUCAGAAGCAAGCUGACUAUGCACACCGCCUUUGAUCGGAAGGACAACGCACACCCCGCCGAGGUUACCGCCUUGGGCAUCUCCAAGGACCACAGCAGGAUCCUUGUUGGUGACAGUCGAGGCCGAGUUUUCAGCUGGUCUGUGAGUGACCAGCCCGGGCGUUCGGCGGCUGACCACUGGGUGAAGGAUGAAGGAGGUGACAGCUGUUCAGGCUGCUCAGUGAGGUUUUCACUCACAGAAAGACGACACCAUUGCAGGAACUGUGGUCAGCUCUUCUGCCAGAAGUGCAGUCGAUUUCAAUCUGAAAUCAAACGCUUGAAAAUCUCAUCCCCAGUGCGUGUUUGUCAGAACUGUUAUUAUAACUUACAGCAUGAGAGGGGUUCAGAAGACGGGCCUCGAAAUUGUUGAAGACUCAGCAGGCUGAUUGAAGACCCUGCUCUGUAGGCCUCUUCCCGACUCCCCUGUCACAGUGCGGAAGGCAUUGGAAACAAUCUCCGUUUACACAGCUCUUCAUACCGUGUGUCUGAAGCGUUGAAUUCAAAGGGAUCAUUGAAUAAAACGGGUGUAGAGUCCAGUAAGGGGCAGAUGCUAUUCAGGUGAACCGCGCGAGAAGGCCAGGAGGUGGUUCCCAGGAGCAACAUUUCCAAUACCCAGUUCUCCCUGACAACGUGGCUGUCUCCAAGAGAAAAAUCCUCACUUAUUAACUGUCUUUUCUUGCAUCUCAUUUUUAUAGAGCUACUCAUCCUUAUUUGGAAAAACAACAACCAAAAAAGGCUUUUAGAAAAUGGUUGUAAAUCUGACUUCUUUGCAAGUAACUAUAUAUAUAUAUUGUAAAUAGGUAUAAAGGCCUUUUUUUCUAAAUAAGGACUUAUCUGCCUGUAACAUGAAAUUUCAAACUAAACCAACUAACUCAAUGAACUACUAUGGUUUUAUCUGCCAUCCCUCACCUACCAAUUAAUUAUAAAUAUGUUUUUUAAAAAUCCUCAGAGACAUUACCUGUGGUCUUUUUUUUCCUUUCACCCCCAGCCUGUGUGCCUGAUGUCGUUUCUUUUGAGUUGCCCACAGUAUCUCCACUUCAGCUAGGCUAGUAACCAAAAUAACGUGGACCUUCUCUAGAGAGCAGUGUGGGAGAAUAGGAGCCCCCAGCGUAAGGUAACCCGGCAGGACUUGGGUGGCUUGGACCUGGCUACGCACCACCUCAGUGUUGUUCUUAUGUAACAAGGCCCCUUUUAAAUUUGUAUGUGGACUGCUAUUGGUCAGAGCAGACCUUGUUAGCAUUGCGUAAAGAUGGUCAGGUGACCCGUGUAGCGCAGAAAACAGCCCUGCCUCUACUAAUGAGAAAUAUAUUUGCAUGUAACCCCAAAUUAGCUUCUCUUGCAUAGAACAUAAUAAGUAUGUGUCUUUGGUGACACUGAUGUUCUACUAUAUCUUAAUUUCAAAAAAAGGGUUAAAUUAAAAAAAGAAGAAAAAAGUGUACAGAAUUAACAUAUAAACUUCGUUGUAAAACUGGAUCAUGUCAGAACUGCUUAAAGUUAACCUUUACCACUUAAUGUCAUCUACCUGAAAACAGUGAGAUUUAUACUGUAUCAAUGUCUAUUUUUUUGUUUUUGCUAUGAAUAUAAUUACAGUAUUUUAAUAUUUAGUUAUUUAAUUUGUUCUACUAGUUGGAUACAGAACACACAAAUCCAGGGGGGUUAAAGCUGGAGGGCUAAGGGAUAAGUUUAGUUUACAGAAAAUAGCUUUGGUGGUGGGAUUUUUUUAAAUGUGUGUUAUGUACAAAUAUAUAAUAUAUAUAUAUAUAAAAAAACAAAUGAAACAGUUAAUCUAGAUUUUAACAUUUUCAGAUACUUAGUGAUAAUAUUAUGAACCAUUCUAAAAGCUCUGUAAUUUGAAAAAUGUAGGAUCAUUAAUGGCCCAAGAAGGGAAGGACAGGCCUUCACACCUUCACGGAGGUGUCAUACAAAGGACAGUGGCUUUGGCUUUUCCAACUUUUCAUCUUUAGGCCCUGGUGAGAGGCACAUUAUGCACUAAAAUGCACAUAUAUGCACAUGCAUUCAAAAACAGGCGUCUGGUACAAUAGUGAUCUUGUACCUAACGGGCUGAAACCAGCUUAAGAACAAAUUUGUUCUUCCUGAUAACUAGGUCUCCAAGAGAAAAUGUAAAGGCUGCUUUAGUGCCUUAUGCUUACUAAAUUUAAAUCUUUAUUUACCUAGGUUUGAGCCUACAGUCUAUUUAUGAUUACAUAUCAAAAUUGAUUAAAACACUUCCAUUUCUAAAAGUUCAAAUAUACUUGUUAAUAAAAGGAUUAUUGGCAUUAAUACUUUUAACUUGAAGAAAAGCUGUGUUCUGUUUUCCUUUCUGUGUCUUACUCCCCUCCAUAUCCCUCUUUCCCCACACCAACUUACUUCAAUUCUAAUAAAUAAUGCUGAUGUCCAACAGCUGCAGAAAUCGUGCUGUCAGUACCUGGGGCUCUGCCCCGCCGGGCCCUUUGGAUGACUUGUAGCAGUGUUAUUCUACACUUUUUAAAAGACGCGUCCUCCUUUUGUCCAUGAGCCAUGUUCACCCCCUACCCCAUGGCAGAGGUGUUUUUAAGACUUGAACAUAUGAAUGUGUGUAUGUAGUUAAGUUAAAGGUUAUUCCUCUUUGUAAUAUGAAAUUAUAUGGGAUAAACACUUUUAAACUUUCCGACACAACUUCCAUAACUAGAAGAUGGAAGCCAAAACCCUCAUGAUAGUAUUUCCUCUGGCAGCUGGUGCUGUGGGCAACUGUUUUGUUCAAUCAGGUUUGUUUUUUGGGUUUAUUUUGGGGGGGGGGGUGGUUUUGCUUCUAAAGCAAAAAUCACAGACUCACUCAUAGAUACAUCCAUAAACUAAACGUAUGGAUAUCUUUCUGUGUUCCGUGUAAAUUUAUUUACUAACAUAUUCUCAACAUGUGCACCCGCCUUUCUGUGGUCUAUAUUCUUUCUCUCAGAGUACCUCACUGGGCUCCUGCCUGAUCUUUGUAGCUUGUCCAUCCACCCGUCCAUCUGUCCAUCCAUCCAUUCUUUUCAUCCACGUAUCCUAACAUCUGUGUGUAGCGUGCAACUGUAAUGUCAUGCUUCUGAAGAAAAGAGCAGCUGCCCAUAGCAGCCAUCCGUCUGGAUAAUAGCGAAACACUCUAGAUAAGUUAUUUUGCACUUUCUUAUGUAUAAAGUUGGUAGAAACUUAUUUUUGCUUUGUAUCAUUUAAAUACAUUUUGUUUUGGUAAAUGAACUGUGUAUAAAAUAUUUAUGCCGUUAAAAACUGUUUUUAGAAAGUAUUUUUAAUUUCAGCAAGUUCGGUUACUUGUUGCAUGACUAUUAACACAGCUGACUUUUUGUGUCAGUGCAAUGUAUAUUUUUGUCCUGUUAUUAACUUGUAAGCCCUAGUAUUGGCCAAUUAUUUGUACAGCAAAGAAGUAAAUUGAAGAUACUGGCUAAGACUGGAUUGAUUGUGGACUUUUGUACUAUACUGCAGAAUCCAAUAUCUGUUUCUUGGUGGUUAUGUAAAAGGCCUGAAGAAUUACUAUCUAGUGUGCAAUCUGUGAAUCUGAAUGUUCAUUGUAUAUCUGUCUCUAAUGCAAAAAGGUAGAGUAACACAAUUACAAUACAUGAUUAAACGCAA